AUCAACAAAAUUUCAUUUUAGAUCUAGAUCCAAAGGCAGCUUGAAGAAGAUGAACUAAUCAACAAAGAAUCAUCUUUCUUCUGCUAGUUAGCUAGUAUCUCUCUCUAUUCAAAUUAAUAGCCUCCAAAUCUCACUUUUCCUUCUUCUUCUUCUUCUUCUUCUUCUUCUUCUUCUUCUUCUUCUUCUUCAGUGGAGAUUAUUUAUCAAGACUCACUGAAGAAGCUAAAAGACUUUUCAUUCUCCUAGUUGUCGUCCAAGAUGGAUACAAAUAUUCAGCAACCGGACGAUACCAGCAAUGCUAUCAAUAAUCAAAAUUCAACAAGGGGAAAAGAAGGUUUUGUUUGGCGUCGAGAAAAAAAAUCGGAAUUGAGCAAAGAAGAAAAGAAGAUGGAGGAGGAACGCACGAAGGACAACUUCGAUAGCUUGGAUGACAUAGUAAAUAUUGGAUUCACUCUAGCAGCAAUGGCGUUUUUUGGUAUCACGCUAACCAAUUUAAGAAGUAUCGACGGGAGGGACCAGUGCGAUGUUGGUCCAGAUGUGGUCAAGAUAAUACUCGAGACGGGAGGUGAUGCACUCAUGCUUCUUUCUUCUUCCGCAUUUUUUGCCAUCAUUACCAAAUUUAUAGCCAAAGGUUUCAAACACAAGAAGAAGGACAAAAUCAAGAACACGGUGCUCAAGUUUGGCAAAUGCAUUUCUGUUGGACUUGCUGCUACAGGAUGUAUUCUGUUAGCCAUAUAUUUAGGGUACGUGUUUGAGGUGAAAUUUGGAAAGAAAGGUUGUAUUGGAUUGACAACCAGAAUGGCAAAUGGGUUUCUGUCGUGGGGAGUUUUAGGCGGUUCUGUAGUGUUCUGCUCAGCCCUAUUUGAUACUUUGAUGGGUUAGGUUGAUGAAUAUUCAAAAUGGAUAUGUAAGUUGGUUUCUAGUGUAUUAAAUUUGAAGGAGCUAUGGAGCCUUUCCUUGACCAAUUCCAAGAUAAUUGUGUUUGCAUAACUUUUUAGCAUUCAAGAAAUCAAAGUUGUAGGCUUGAUCUAGCUAAUUCCAUGAUAGGUAAGUCUCUUUAUGGAUGGAUAUAUGUAAUGCAUCAAUUCUUGUAAGUUCCCUCCUGGGAUGAAAAAUUAUAUCUCCAGACUUUUUGUUAUAUGGAACCAAACCAAGCUCUAGAUUUCAAAUGCAUCAAUUCAUGCCACUAAUCACAAGUUCAGGUUCCAUA
Molecule: messenger RNA, 1210 nt
Organism: Papaver somniferum (opium poppy)
Lineage: Eukaryota; Viridiplantae; Streptophyta; Magnoliopsida; Ranunculales; Papaveraceae
Exons: 3
Coding region: 259-882 (207 amino acids)
Source: RefSeq, a predicted model, not a curated record